Molecule: messenger RNA, 1432 nt
Organism: Belonocnema kinseyi
Lineage: Eukaryota; Metazoa; Arthropoda; Insecta; Hymenoptera; Cynipidae
Exons: 2
Coding region: 344-1012 (222 amino acids)
Source: RefSeq, a predicted model, not a curated record
AAAUGUGGCCAUAAAAAUUCUCAGUAUUUUCACCCAAGCUUGACUCAAGCUUGGCCCCGACAUUGGGAGACUUGGACAAAACUUUCACCAAACAUUGGGCCCUGCUUGAUGAAAACAAAACACAAUCGUCCUUCAUAUGUUUACAUUUAUAUUUACCGCAAUUACUUCUUAACCACAAAAAGUUUGGCGUGUGACAUAAUUGUGGAUUAUUCUGCGGCAUUUUUUGGAUUUUUGUGCAUUAUAUCGCGACAUAUAUGCUCAGCUUUUGGGAGUGCUUCGAUAUAUCAUCACGUAAUUCACGUAAAGCAGAAUCAUCUUUGGUAAGAGCAAAAAUAUUUACAAAAUGUCGGACAGCGAUAACUUGGGGUCUGCGAAGAAUCAACGAAGAUUUGUUGCAGCCUGGUUGAACGACUUCCCCUGCAUUGAAGAGCUUCCCAACGAUAAUACGAAGUUUUUGUGCACCAUUUGCAAGCAAAAAUAUAAAGUGGUUAAUAAGCAAAGAUUGCGAGCUCAUGUAGAAUCCAAAAGGCAUCAAAAGAUGCAAAAUAAUGAGUUCAAACGUAGUGAAAAGGAAGAUGCGAUCCACAAAUUUUUACCAAAAUGGCUAGAGGACAUUCGCUUCAAAUCUUGGUUGCAAAUGGUACCCAAAGAUGAGAAUAAGUUUCAUUGCACCUUAUGUAAUGUUGAUAGGAUGUGUACGGGUGGUGUCGGUAACCUUAUUCGUCAUGCAGAUGCACCGGAACAUGUCAAGAAUAGUAUUGAAAGUGGCAUCGAAACUUUACAGGAUAUACCAGCCGAAGAUAUUCAUGAUUCAAUUCAAUCUUUCGAAGAUCGAAAGAAAACUCGCGAAAUUCAAUUUGCAAAUUUAGGGCGCGCUGCAAAUAUUCCGUACAGUACGAUGACAAAAAUUUUAACAUUUUUCCAAGAAACCGAUCCAACCAUCCUUCAACAUAUGACUGCAGGUGCAACGAAAAUUUCUAAUAUUGUUCGCAAUGUACUUGGUCCUGUUUAAGAAUGACGUUUAGUUGAAUUUCUUAGAAAAACCAAAUUCUCCGUUAUGUCGACGAGACAACUGAUCCAAAUGGAUCCGUGAAUUGGAUGACAUGUCUUACUUAGUUUUUCGAUUGUGAAACUCUAUGUUACGACGGGAUUAGCUAAAUUAAUCAAUCUCGAUUCAACAAAUUUAAUUGCAGAGAGUAUCUUUAAAGUUUUUAGAAAUUACAUGAACGAUAAUAAAAUUUGUGUAGUACAAAAUUACUUUUCUUUUCUACAUCCUGAUGUUGAUUUACAAUGUAGGUUUAUACUUAGUAUGAUUAUGUUCUAAGAAAAUCCCAAAAAUUACUUGACAAAUAAUGCCACAAAGAAUUAGAAGAUUAGGAUAUAUUUUUUCUGACAUUUUGUAGAUGAAAUUAGGCACUUUAGAUGAUGAAAU